CUUCCCCGUUCCGUCCCCGUCCAUCUUCCGCAAGCCGUCACAACUUGAGUCCACCCGCUUGCUGCCGCCGUAACCUUGCUUACGCCGAUACCUCUACUUACCGUGCUCCACGCCGGACACCCGACGGAUACCUCUACCACUCCCUACUAUUAGUAUCUGUCCACUACAGUACGUGUAGUCUACGGACUUGGCUUACAGCGACACUUCAGUUUGUUGUCGUCACAGCAUCGGCACCGUAACAGGAAAACAGCCCGCCCGUCGAAACAUACCGUCACCCCGUAAUUACAACCACCUUACAGCAACCAAACCACCAACGUACCUUGCAUAGCUGAUUCACCACCUACCCACGCCGACCCCGACAUAUUAUUCACAGGAAGGCAUACACUUCCACUCCUUCAUGCAGUCCGCCAACAAUGCGCCGCCCCCCAACGACCCCCUCGCGUCGCUGCCCAUGGCCAACCCCACCAUGAAGCCCCUACCCUCCAAGCAACGGGGACAGCCGCUGGUCCUCGACUCCCGCUCCCAUUCCCAGCCCGCAGCCCAACCGACCACGCCUGUCCGCGAACGCCGAACGAACCCCUCGGCUGCCUCCCUGUUCAGGUCGACACUUACACCACCGGGCUCCCGCUCCGGGUCACCAGCACCCAUGGGGUCCCCAGCCCGCAGCCUGACCGGCUCCGUCUUUGGUAGCGGCGGCUUCAAGCAAUCUCUCCUCGACACCGCGGCCGCCGAGAACCCGGGCGAUCCUCUCAACCUGAUCCUCAAGAGCUUCGUCCCCCACAUUGCUAUCCAUGACUCGGAAGAUGUCGAACAUUUGGUCAAGGAAAAGGGCUUCAAAGGAGGGCUGUUUGAGCUGCUCCGCCCGUUUGGAGAGCGCGUUCAGGGAAGGGUCACCAUUCGCGACAGCAACGGUGCCUCGCGCACGUGGGACGACUUCUCAGUCCGAUUCACACGGUUCGGCGAAGCGGUCGAGGAUCCAGACACGUUGCCAGAUCCCCGCUCACUAAGAGGACCUCCACCAAACGGGCAACCACAAUACAACAUGCCGAGGAAGAAGACGAGCUUGGUUCAGCAGGUCGAACAAGUGGUGGAGAAGCACUUGGGCUUCGCAGAGGAGGCAAGCAUGGGGGCAGCAACACCUACGACGCCCACAAGGCAAGGUCUCGACACGGACACUACAUCGCCCUACUACGCCCUCUACCUCCGACGGCUACUCUCCGGUAUCCCCAUGGCCUCCCACGAAACUUUCUCUCACCCGGUCGCCUGCGUAAUCGCCAUCAGCUCGCGACAUCCCGCCCCCAUCGAAGCCCUCCGGCAACUCUACAGCGAAACCACCCCCGCCGAGCAGCGAAUACCACCGUGGGUCGAUGGGGACUUCUUGCGCUACUAUGUGCUCGUACACGACGAAGAACGCAGCGACAUCACCAAGUCCAUGCAGCUGUUUGACCAAAUGAAGCGCCACUUUGGCCUACACUGCCACCUGCUCCGCAUUCGCUCCUCCCAAGCUGCCGAGACCGACGACGACAGCAUCCCGCUCCCUCGCUCCGACUGGAUGUCCGCCUCCGAAGAGCUCGCCGACAUCGAACGGUCCGAACAGCUCCAAGACUCCUUCGACGACGACCCGCACCUCUUCAAUCGGUACAUCUUCGAGUCCGACGCUACCGCCAUCCGCACCUUUAUCCGCGAAAUGGUCAUCCAAUCGAUCAUCCCGACCAUGGAGCGCAACGUCUCGCUGUGGAAUGACCAGGUCGCUUCCCGGCGUCGCGGUAUCUCUGGGCGGUUCAUGUCCUUGUCGAAACGCUUCACAGUCUUUGGCUCCUCUUCAUCCUCCUCGCGCAGCUCCACCAGCAGUUCAAACAACGGUUUCGAGACCCUAGGUUACUACCGCCCCGACACGCCCGAAGCCAUCAUGCGCCGGCUUGCCGACUUUGCCUUUAUGCUGCGCGACUGGAAGCUGGCCAUGUCCACCUACGACUUGCUGAGGACCGACUUCCAAAACGACAAAGCGUGGAAAUACCAUGCCUCGGCCAACGAAAUGGCCGCCUUGUCUCUGCUCAUCAUGCCGCAGACCAUGUCCUCCAAGAACCGAGUGGAAAUCAUCAACCCCAUGGUCGAACAGGCUCUCUAUUCUUACCACACGCGUUGCUCAUCUCUUUAUGGGGCCGUCCGGUCCACCCUUCUUUCUUUGGAGCUCCUCCGGCUCCGCGGCGGCAUCGGGAUAGAUGAAUCCGUCCGCUGGGGAACCCGCCUCCUCGAAAUGCGAUUAUUUGGCCCUGUCGGCGACGCCUUGCUCCGUGAACGACUCGCAGUCUGCUAUGCCUCUAAGCGAGGCACCGGUUCCCAGCUCUGGGGCAGCAGGCGACGCAAGUCAGCAAUGUGGAGCGUGCUUGCCGCCCAGGCGUGGGUAAGCAUGGGCAAGUACUUGCAGGCGCAAAAGUGUUUGGCUGAUGCAAGGAGGAUGUAUUCUUUACUGCCGAGCGAGUGGGGAGUACAAGGUUUCAACGGAGCCAGCGAGUGUCUGGCGGGAUUGAACGAGGCGGUCAGGGAAGGGCUGAGGGUGACAAGGGAGUACGCCGAGGCAUUGGAGGCGGAGGGGGGACAUUCUCAGGGCGGUGGUACUAGGGAAGGAGAGGAGGGAGAAGGGUUGGGGCUGGGAUUGCAGUUCGACGAAAGCAGCAACCUCACGAUCCGACCCAAGGCCGACAACCAGGCAGCAGCAGCAGCAGCAGCUACCGACCACAACAACAACGCGCAGACGGAAGUGGACGUGGACGUGGACGUAGAACAAAGCGGGUUCAACGGACAGUCAUCACAAUUACCAUCACGACCACCACAAAUACCCACACCCACCGCGUCUUCCAAGUCCCCAACACCGGAAACAACACGAGGAGGUGAUGAACAGCCAGAAGGCUUCGAAGACGCGACUCCCACCACCAGUGGGCCCAGUAGCGGACAUAGUCCGACCCGACCGCGAAAGGCAAGCAUGGCUGUCCGAACAUCCAGAGUGUUAUCCUCAGCGGAUCUGGAGCCAGCAGCGCCUCUGCCGCCGUUAAUUCCAGCGAGGCUGGCGAGCACGAGCGGAAGGGAUGAGAAUAAGAGUAAAGAUGGGAAGGACGGUGGAUUUGGUUAACAUUUUUUUGUAGAGGUGAAUGGGAGACGGACGGGGGCAGGCAUGGGAAGACACAUUAGACGGCAGCAGCAGGCUUGUUUAGCAACAACAGCAAAAAGUAUAUGAAUAGUAAUGACGAAUGGAAUGGCUAGAGUAAUGAAU
Molecule: messenger RNA, 3271 nt
Organism: Neurospora crassa OR74A
Lineage: Eukaryota; Fungi; Ascomycota; Sordariomycetes; Sordariales; Sordariaceae
Exons: 1
Coding region: 398-3130 (910 amino acids)
Biological process (GO): endoplasmic reticulum to Golgi vesicle-mediated transport; protein localization to phagophore assembly site
Cellular component (GO): phagophore assembly site; TRAPPIII protein complex; cytoplasmic vesicle
Source: RefSeq, a predicted model, not a curated record